AUGAAAGAAUGUUUUAGCCGAUCUCAUGCCCUCCUUGGCUUGCUCGCACUCACUCUGCUCGCUUCACUCUUCCGCGGCGCUAGUGCGUACGAGGAUCCCGAGGAGGCCAUCAAUCGCCGUCACCAGGCCGAAUUGCGUACCUUCCGAGAAAAAUAUACAAGAACCUUUGUGUACGACCUCGCGAAGCACCCUCGUCCCAUAUGGGCCGACAUCAUACGCGAGUAUCCAAAAGGAAUCACCGACAGGGCCAACCACUUGCUCCAGUAUGGCUACCACCAAAAACGCCCAAUCACUGAGGCGGAGGACGUUGUCAAUAAACUGAAAGCUAUAGAUACUCGUGCUGAGACACUGGUAGUCGGUCCCUUUCAUCCCAAACUUGUUGAAAUCCAAUUGGAUACAAUACGAAAGAAGCAUCUUGACACCUUCAGUGGCCUGGCCAAAUGGAUCUCGGACAACUUUGACGAGCUCGUUCGUAUGGAAGACCGGCGAGAGACGGCUUCUCGGCUUCAACGAUAUCAGAACAUACGCGAUCUUGCUGCGCUUGCAAUCGAUAUACCUCACCGCUGA
This is a messenger RNA of Ustilago hordei, 567 nucleotides long. RefSeq lists its product as uncharacterized. The record is from RefSeq and is a predicted model, not a curated record. Lineage: Eukaryota; Fungi; Basidiomycota; Ustilaginomycetes; Ustilaginales; Ustilaginaceae. Bases 1 to 567 code for a protein of 188 amino acids. The transcript is spliced from 2 exons.